GGAUUCCAUCCCUGUCCCCAACGUCCCCACCCCUGGGUCCCCCCGUGGUGUCCCCGCUGUCCCUGGCGUUGCCAGCCCCAGAGCUGUCCCCACGCGUGUCACCCGGGGAUGUCACCCCCGCGCAGGGCGGGAACUGGGGGUGCCCAUCCCUGUCCCCAGCGUCCCCUCGUGGCGUCCCCGGUGGUGCCACCCGCGGGGAACCCCAGAGCUGUCCCCACGGGUGUCCCCAGCGUCCCCCGGAGAUGUCCCCCCCACCCCGCGCAGGGCGGGACUGGGGGUGUCCCCGGCGUGUCGCCGCGGUGUCCCCACGCCGUGUCCCCCCCAGCGCUGCUGGAGGCCACGCGGGUGCUGCUGCUGCUCUCGGUGGUCGCGGCGGCCGCGGGGGUCGCGCUGGGGCUGCCCCUGGGGACCCGCGGGGCCCGGCGGGCGCGGGAACGAGCGGCCGGGGCCACCCUGCUGCUGGCGGGGCUGCUGGCGCUCGCGGGGCUCGGGCUGGGCUCGGGGGGGUCUCUGGCCCUGCUGGGGCCCCCCCGCAGCUCCUGGAGCUUCUCCUGGUCCUUCAUCCUGGCCUGGGUGGCGGCGGCGCUGCUGGGCUCGGCCGGGAUUUUCCACAUCUGCUCCGCUUCCAAGGAUCCGUCCCCGGAGAGCUCCGAAGCUGGGGGGUCUUGAGAGGUCCUGGGGGGGGGGGUCGCCGUUUUCCCUCCCCCAAUUUUGGGGUCCCCCGGGUGCGCUCAGCUGGGUCUGGCCUCUG
Motacilla alba alba is the source of this 751-nucleotide messenger RNA. It is a transcript of the gene LIM2, whose product is annotated as lens intrinsic membrane protein 2. Lineage: Eukaryota; Metazoa; Chordata; Aves; Passeriformes; Motacillidae. Gene Ontology annotation, cellular component: membrane. Bases 109 to 669 code for a protein of 186 amino acids. The transcript is spliced from 3 exons. The record is from RefSeq and is a predicted model, not a curated record.